AGAUGGGCAGGGAUAUAUGAUCGGCUGUUUUCCCUGCAUGUGCUGUGGUUUUGUAGAUCUUUUUCGUUCUCUUGAAUUUACUUCCAUAUCUUUCCUUCGUUGAUCUUUUUGGAUACUGGACUUGAGGAAUAAAAGAUGUCGGCUACACACCACGCACGCGAUGUGGAUGUAGAGGAGAAGCAGGUGUAUGAUGCCACUAUCCACGAUGUCAAGGAUGUGCCCAGCGAUGGUGCUUCCUCUAUCGAUACGAUCACCGCUUUGGUGAAUGAAGACCACACCCACGAAAUCCAACUACGCACAAUGUCCUGGCAAAAAGCCGCCUGGCUCCUCUGCGGCGACCAAGUCUGCCUGGCCAUAAUGGCACAAUCCUGGUCUCUAUCCGUCCUCGGCUGGGUCCCCGGCAUAAUCACCAUGCUCAUUUCCGGCAUCCUCUUCUACAUCACCUCCCUCACCAUGCACAAAUUCAUCAUGAAGAAUCCUCAAAUCAAAGAUAUUUGCGACUUCGGCUACUACGCUUUCGGCAAAUCCAGGAUCGCUUACGAGUUUACCGGAUUCAUGCUGCUGGCGAAUAAUAUCUUGCUCAUUGGGUUUCAUGUCUUGACCGGAGCCAAGAUUUUGAACACGUUGAGUGAUCACAGUAUGUGUACCGUCAUCUUUUCGGUCAUUGUCACGGUUAUGGGGAUUGUGAUGAGUGUGCCGAGGACGUUGAAACAUGUUUCUUUUAUGAGUAUGUUCAGUGCCGCGUGUAUGGGCAUUGCCAUUCUGCUUUUCCUCGUUUUUGUCGGCAUCGAGGAUGCGCCUGGGUAUGGGUAUUCUGGGGUUUAUCCCAAGGCUGGUCCUGUCAAGACUUAUGCUUUCCCUCCUGCUGGAACCACUUGGGUCGCUUGCAUGAAUGCUGUUUUGAACAUUACGUUCCUCUGGGUGCCGCAGAUUCUGUUCCCUUCUUUCAUCGCUGAGAUGGAGCGGCCUCAGGAUUUCCCAAAGGCGCUGACCGUGCUGGCUGGAAUCUCUGGAUUCUUGUUUAUUGUGCCUCCGGCUAUUGGAUUCAGGUAUCUUGGACAAUAUGCUACCGCUCCUGCUUUUGGUAGUUUGGGAGUUGUGGUUUACAAGAAGGCGAGCUUUGCGUUUGUCAUUGUGCCUACGCUUGUUAUUGGUGUGAUUUACGCCAAUGUUUCGGCCAAGUUCGUGUACCACCGUAUCAUGGGCAAGUCGCGCCAUGCACACAGUAACACUGUUAUCGGUUGGGGCGUGUGGGUUGCAGUCAUGGCUUGCAUCUGGUUCGUCGCCUUCAUCUUCUCCGAGAUCAUCCCCAGCAUGGGCGAUUUCCUGUCCCUCCUCGGCGCCGCUUUCGACUCCUUCUUUGGCUUCAUCUUCUUUGCUGUUGCGUACUGGCAAUUGUACAGUGGCAAGCUGUUUGCUGGUGCUGGAAGAAGCGUCAUGACUGUCGUUCAUGUGUUUGUCAUGAUUUGUGGCUUGUUCCUUUUGGGACCGGGGUUGUAUGCUGCUGUGGAGGCCAUAAUUGACGAUUACAGCGGUAGCACUCGUCCGGCGUUCGCUUGUGCGAAUUUGUCGAUUUGA
This is a messenger RNA of Aureobasidium pullulans EXF-150, 1578 nucleotides long. Its product is annotated as putative amino acid transporter. Gene Ontology annotation, molecular function: amino acid transmembrane transporter activity. The transcript is spliced from 4 exons. Gene Ontology annotation, biological process: amino acid transmembrane transport. Gene Ontology annotation, cellular component: vacuolar membrane. The coding region runs from base 136 to 1578 and encodes 480 amino acids. Lineage: Eukaryota; Fungi; Ascomycota; Dothideomycetes; Dothideales; Saccotheciaceae. The record is from RefSeq and is a predicted model, not a curated record.